Closterium sp. Naga37s-1 is the source of this 648-nucleotide messenger RNA. The record is from the annotation of a GenBank genome assembly. Lineage: Eukaryota; Viridiplantae; Streptophyta; Zygnematophyceae; Desmidiales; Closteriaceae.
AUGAUGAAAGAUGCCCUGAAGAAGACGAAAGUGGUGGUGCGCAAGCUACCGCCGAAUCUUAAGGAGGAGUCAUUCGUCGAGGCGCUUAAUAAGAAGUAUCAAGGCCGCUACAACUGGAUCAUGUUCUACCCCGGAAAAUCGUCGGCCAAGAAGACGGCGCUGUCAAGGGCCUACAUCAACUUUUUCUCGCCCGACGACGUGCUUGCUUUCUCCUCCGAUUUUCACGGCCACACCUUCGUCAACGAGAAGGGGCAGCAGUUCCAGGCGACAGUGGAGUACGCGCCAUGGCAGAAAGUUCCCAGGGAGGCUCAGAGGAAGGACCCCAGGCAGGGGACUAUAGACAAAGCAGCGCUGGAGCUGGGCGAGGAGAGCCUCCCGUAUUCUGCAGCCUGCUUCUCCUCGUUCCUCAGGGGUCCACUCUCUUUCUAUCCCAGACCUCCCCUUUCUCCCCCACGCCCCCCACCCCCUCCUCCUCCCUGCCCUCCCCCAGACCCCGAGUACGUGGCGUUCCUAGCAGCGCUGGAGCAGGGCGAGGAGAGCCUGCCGAGCGCAGAGGUGCAGCUGGAGAAGGCAGAUGCUGCCAAGGCUGCUGCUGCAGGUGCGUGCUCGUUGAGUCUGUCAGUCCAGGGUGAUAGAAUUGGAACUUAA